AUGUCUCCGUCGCAUCAAGUGUCCGCGCCUGGUGACGACCAUGUCGACAACGCUGAUUAUUUUACCAGAGCUUUUGAGACACAACCUGGAGUAAAGGAGCAAGAUGCCACUCUUGCGACGCCCAAGCCCUUCGCCGACGCCUGGAGAUUCACGCCGUCUCUGAUGGAUCCCAACUCUUAUGCCUUCUCUGCUUUUGCCAACCAGCCUCCGGGUUACUACACUCCCACCCCAGGAGGGUUUGGGACUCUCUAUCAUCCUCAGGCCGGCGACCUCCACACGCCCGGAAUGGGAAUGAAUACGCCUCUCUCUCUUCCACACUCGGUCCACGGGCUUAAUGCUCAGGAACAACUCAUGCAUCUCAAUCACUUCAACCCGCAUCUUCUACACCAACCGCAUCCAUACCAGGAUCUCUUCCAACAUCAGCAAGCUGCCAUCCAUGUUCCAACCCAGCAACAGCAGACAUACGCUCCUCAGCAGUUCCUGCAACAUCAGGACUCCGGGUAUGUCGCGAUGGACGAUACUCCCCACAAGACAACCCCGACACAGGCCGAGCUGGGCGUUGAGCAACAAUCCAUGAACCAGCCGAUUCAGCAGUCUAUGUCUGGGAGUAUUGGCAUGACCAAUUUGCCGAUGGGGGAGAAGUCAGUAUCCUCGAGUUCGCAGCAGAGAUAUACUGACAAUUGCAUCAGAUUCCGCUUCCACACAACGCUAAGUGCGCCUACCGCAAUGGUCCGGCAUUCAGAUGAGAUUCCGAUCACGUACCUCAACAAAGGCCAAGCUUACACCAUGUCUAUAUGGGAUACCAUGCCUCCCAUGUCGCACAACACCUCCCUCAAAUACCGGACCUACGUCCGUGUUUCCUUUGAGGACGAACAGCAAAGAGCUCGACCCGGUGCGUGUUGGCAGCUCUGGAAAGAAGGCCGGGGCUCGAAUGAGGCUCACCAGCGAGGUGGCAGACUGCUGGCGGUAGAAUAUGUCGAACCCAACCAAGGUGGAGAUGACGAUUUGCGAAAACCUCAAAUUCAACUUGAAAAGGCGUCAUUCGACGGGUUUGCGGUAACGUGGUAUCCCAGUGCUGCCAAUGGAGGCCCAGACUGCUCGAUUUCGAUCCGCUUCAACUUCCUAUCCACCGACUUCAGCCACUCAAAGGGCGUCAAAGGCAUUCCCGUCCGACUAUGUGCCAAAACGGAGUUGCUUACUCCUGAACCGACAGCCAGCAACCAGCCAGAAGUAUGCUAUUCCAAGGUAAAGCUCUUCCGUGAUCAUGGCGCAGAGCGGAAACUUUCCAACGACGUAGCCCACGUGAAGAAGACGAUCGACAAGCUCAAACAGCAGAUUGCUCAAGCCGAGGCAGGCCUGGGAAGCGCUGGGAAGAGGAGGAGGAGCGGUUCAAUCGCGAAGGCACCAUCAUCUAGGCCGGGCAAAGUACUGAAGCACAAACGAACCUGGUCUGUCGACUCCGAGGGUGAAGGUAUGAAAUUCUCAGCGGAAGAGGAUAUGCAGAUGAAGCUCGUGAGCAUGCAAGAUAUGUUCUCGUCGACGCGGCCUGUCAGUGUCCUGUUCUUGCGUGGUGACCUCGAAGACGAUCCAGAUCUAUACCCAGUCAAACUACCGGGCGACGAUCCAGAGGGCAAAGAAAUCGUACGGACAUCUACUUGGGAAUCGAGACAAAGCGCCUCUGACUCGCCUACGUCAAAUGCUGGCUCUCCAUCCUCUAGCUCGGCCUCACAAGUUACGCCAAAGAGAAAAUUCUCGGACCUACAGCAUACCGCCAUCCAGGAGGAGGGAGAAAGUGAGUACGACAAUGAACCAUCUGGGUCUGCCCCACGGCCAGUCAAGAUCGUGAAGACGGAAGCCGACUCAUCCACGAAGUCGGACCUCUUUGCAGUCGAUGUUGAUAGCAGCUAUCAGCCUCCCAUUGAACGGCCUAUUCGACCAGUUGCAUGCUUUUACGUGCGUCAGAAAGACGCAGCUAAAGAAUACUACCGCGCGGUGUAUUUGAUGCAGCGAACAGUCAAAGACCUGGUCAAUAACAUAUCAAAUAAGUUCCAGAUCGAUCCUCAGAGAGUGACACAGGUCACGCAUGUCAACUCCCGUGGACUUCACAUCAUUGUCGACGAAGACGUGGUCAGAGAGCUCCCUGAGGGCCAGGACAUGAUCGUCGAGUUCACACCCCUCGAAACCGACCAGCCAGUGAAACACGAAUUCACGGCAUCUGCGGUUUCGAAAGGGAUGGUCGACAGCGAAUUGCCACAUACCGAGUUGCUGAUAACGGAUCCACUGGAGAUGUGGUUAAACUACUGA
Messenger RNA from Cladophialophora yegresii CBS 114405, 2304 nucleotides. RefSeq lists its product as uncharacterized. The transcript has 2 exons. Gene Ontology annotation, biological process: regulation of transcription by RNA polymerase II. Gene Ontology annotation, molecular function: DNA-binding transcription activator activity, RNA polymerase II-specific; RNA polymerase II cis-regulatory region sequence-specific DNA binding. NCBI's taxonomy places the organism in Eukaryota, Fungi, Ascomycota, Eurotiomycetes, Chaetothyriales, Herpotrichiellaceae. Gene Ontology annotation, cellular component: nucleus. The record is from RefSeq and is a predicted model, not a curated record. The coding region runs from base 1 to 2304 and encodes 767 amino acids.